Molecule: messenger RNA, 2154 nt
Organism: Sesamum indicum (sesame)
Lineage: Eukaryota; Viridiplantae; Streptophyta; Magnoliopsida; Lamiales; Pedaliaceae
Product: putative glycerol-3-phosphate transporter 1
Biological process (GO): transmembrane transport; phosphate ion homeostasis
Cellular component (GO): membrane
Molecular function (GO): transmembrane transporter activity
Source: RefSeq, a predicted model, not a curated record
UGAAACCUCUUCUUGCAAUCGUCACUCACUAUCAUCUGCUUCGGGGAAACGUCACCAGCUUUUUGUUCGUUAAGCAACUCAUCACAGGCCAAGAAGAACCGAGCCCCAGCAGAAGAUUUGCAGGCGGAGACAUAAAUACUGCAGACAGAUUAGCACAACACAUUCUUUCAACCUCAAUCAACAUAGGUUGCAAUUGUUUGUUCUAUAUAAUACACAAGUUACCUUCAAUCCAUUAAUGGGAUCCACCGCCGAACCAGCCCCGGAAGUAAACGACAGCAAGCCACCAGGAAUCCAAUUCCUAGAGUACAUAAAAGGAUCUGCCAUUUCUUACAAGUCAUAUCAAGCACUUGUCCUAAUUGUGACGUUUUUCGCCUACUUGGCCUACCAUACGACCAGAAAAACCACAAGCAUUGUCAAAAGUGCUCUUGAUCCGCAGACGCCACGCACAGAUACAAACGCCCCCUUCUCAUGGAGAAGGGCUUAUUCUCACCAGCCAUUCGAAAGCACCAAGAAUUUGUCUGCUCUUGGAGCUGGAUGGCCACCCUUUAACGGCCGCGAUGGGACAGAAAUGCUCGGUGAGCUUGAUGUGGCGUUCCUGUUCGUGUAUGCGGUGGGGAUGUACUUCUCCGGUCAUGUUGGUGACAGAGUUGAUCUUAGGGUAUUUCUUUUUGUAGGAAUGGUUGGAACGGGCUUGUUUACUGCCCUGUUUGGAGUUGGAUACUGGGCAAACAUCCAUAUCUUUUCUUACUACUUAGUAGUUCAAAUGCUUGCCGGAUUGUUCCAAUCCACUGGGUGGCCCUCUGUGGUCGCCGUUGUGGGAAAUUGGUUUGGUAAGAAGAAGAGAGGACUUAUAAUGGGUGUUUGGAACUCUCAUACAUCUCUUGGUAACAUUAUAGGUUCUGUGGCUGCUUCGAUAUUGUUGAAGUAUGGGUGGGGUUGGUCCAUGGUUGCUCCUGGUUUAGGCAUUGCUUUUGUUGGCAUGGUGCUGUUCUUCCUAUUGCCGGUUAGUCCUGAAUCAGUUGGAGCUGUUGUGGGAGAUGAUGAAUUGAGCUCCUCCAAGAAAGUGGGGGAAGAAAUAAGACAACCUUUGCUGGAAACAGAGGCAGAUGCAAAGGAUGCUGUGGGGUUUCGACAGGCUUGGAGUAUUCCUGGGGUUGCGCCUUUUGCUCUUUGCCUUUUCUUCGCGAAAUUGGUGGCCUAUACUUUCCUAUACUGGCUUCCUUUCUACAUUAGCCACACAGCUAUAGAGGGGAGGUACCUGACGGAUGAGGAAUCUGGAAACUUGUCGACUAUGUUUGACGUUGGAGGGGUGGUCGGAGGGAUCCUGGCAGGCCACAUUUCUGAUCGUCUAGAUGCAAGGGCCAUAACAGCAGCAAGCUUCAUGUACUGUGCUAUCCCAGCUCUCUUUCUGUACAGAAGCUACGGCCACAUAUCAAUGACGUUAAACAUCACACUCAUGCUGGUCACAGGAAUGUUUGUGAAUGGGCCUUAUGCUCUUAUAACAACAGCAGUUUCAGCCGACCUGGGAACACACAGCUCGUUAAAAGGCAAUUCACGGGCAUUAGCCACUGUUACUGCUAUAAUAGAUGGAACAGGCUCAAUUGGGGCAGCCAUCGGGCCUCUACUAACAGGAUACAUUUCAGCCAAGAGCUGGAAUGCUGUAUUCACAAUGCUAAUGGUUUCAGCACUAAUAUCUGGUUUGCUUCUAACAAGACUUCUUGUGGCCGAGGUGGCUGCAAAGAUUCAAGGGCCGGGCACACAAGAACUUCCUGGGUCAAGGGCGGCUCUGCCUGAAGCAUGAUUUUACUAUAGAACUGCGUUGUUUUCUGAGUUCUCGUGCCUCCGUGUGCUAGAUAUUUCGGCUCAGAUGAGUAGCCACAGUCGAUAUGAAAUCGAGUGGUAAAUAGUUUGUGGUUGAGGUCUUGAUAGAAGAUGUUUUUGCGUCAUUCAUGGUUGAUGUUGUGAUGGGAAGAAAUGGUGAUUCCCUUGUUUCUAUUACAUGUAAAAAUAAGUAGAUAACCUCAUUGUACAGUCUUGUAUACUACAUGGGACAAUAUAUGUCCCUAGAGAAGGCCAGAGGAAAUGGCUAUCCACAGGUCUAACAUUAUCAUUUGCUCUUUUGAGUUCUUUCAAUCAAAAGAUAUCUUAUUCUCU